GGUAACUAUUGCUUUAAAAGACUGGACUUCUCGACUGCCCUGCAUCGACACUGUACAGUAAACUGGUGAAAAGCUACUGACAAUCUCGCUCAACCCUUCAUCGGACAGUUCACCAACUCUAAACCUGCAUAUCACUGAGUGGGCCCCUCUGUUGAUGACAUUCCUAACUGUCACCCAGAUGCUUCCAUGACCAGGGUUGAAAGCCUGAACUGAAACUUCACUUGUGUAUGGAACCCCCCUGGUUUAAACCUACACAAACCAACCUUGAGGGGGUUGCUAUUUGGAGCGAAAUAUGUUUCAUCUGAUCAAGAAAGACAAAGACAAGGAUGAGAGGAAGAAGGACAAAAAGGACAAAAAGGAGAGGAUGUCCCAGGCAGAACUGAAUAGUCUGGAGGAAAUGAGCCAGCGGCGAGGCUUCUUCAACCUCCACCGAGGAGGCUCUAAGCGGGACAACAAAGGCAAGCUGGAGAUCUCCAGCCCCAUCCCUAUUAAGGUAGCCAGCAACACAGAGCUCAGCCUUACUGAUCUAGAUGCUGAUCGCUUCAGCAACCGUGGCAGUAUGGUCCUGGACUUGGGCCAGAUGAGUGCCGCCAGCUCCAGUGAUGACAUCCAGGGGGAGUGGGGACAGGAUCCCUGUCGCACCUCUGUUAAGGAGCGAGCGGCAAAAUUCGGCAGCCUGGCAAAGCAGAACUCCCAGGUGGGCCAGGUCAUGAAGCGCCAUUCCUCCCAGAAAAACAAAGAGGAGAGUGUCUCUGAGGCCUCCACACCAAGCUCAACACAACCAUCUCCCCAGAUAGAGAACAAGGUGUUUGACCACCACAGACAUGACUCCCAUCUGCAUCUCCAGGGCCACGGCUGGGCUGGGAAGAGGGUUCAUAUCCCAGAGGUGGUCGAGAAGACCUUCCCGGCAAACCUGCAGCUGCCUGGCGUCUUGGCGCUGCCCAUGCCCGAGCCCAGGGAACUGGAGCUACAGCGUCGCAACACAGGAGACUUUGGCUUCUCCUUGCGCCGCACAACCAUGUUGGACCAGCAGCCUGAUGGUGGGACCUACCGCCGCGUGGUUCACUUCGCUGAGCCUGGAGCCGGGACCAAGGACCUGGCGCUGGGGCUGGUGCCUGGAGACAGGUUGGUUGAGAUCAAUGGGCACAACGUGGAGAGUAAGAGCCGGGACGAGAUCGUUGAGAAGAUCCGUCAGUCUGGGGACUCUGUGAGGCUGAAGGUGCAGCCCAUUGUGGAGCUGAGUGAGCUGAGCCGCUGCUGGCUGAGGAACAGCAGAGAGGCCUACGAUGUGAAGACUGAGGAGCAGAUAGCUGCUGAGAAGGCCUGGUAUGGGACUGAGAAAGUAUGGCUGGUUCACAAGGAUGGAUUUUCCUUGGCGACCCUGUUGAAGACGGAGCCAGGCAGUCUGCCAGAGGGGACAGUCAAGAUCAGACUGGAGAGCGACGGCUCGUUGCUGGAUGUGGAUGAGGAUGAUGUGGAGAAGGCAAACCCUCCAUCGUUUGACCGCGUGGAGGAUCUGUCCUCACUGCAGUACCUCAAUGAGUCCAGUGUGAUGCACUCCCUGCGCCAGCGCUACGGGGGCAACCUCAUCCACACCCAAGCUGGACCCAACAUGGUGGUCAUCAACCCCAUCAGCGCUCCCUCCAUGUACUCUGAGAAGGUGAUGCACAUGUUUAAGGGGUGCAGGAGGGAGGACACAGCACCUCACAUCUAUGGCGUGGCCCAGUCAGCCUAUAGGAACCUGUUGACCACCCGUCAGGACCAGUCGAUUGUGCUACUGGGAAAGAGUGGCAGCGGCAAGACCACCAACUGUCAACACCUGGUUCAGUACCUGGUCACCAUCGCCGGCAGCACUGGCAAGACCUUCUCUGCGGAGAAGUGGCAGGCAGUCUACACCAUCCUGGAGGCCUUUGGGAACAGCUCCACCUCCAUGAAUGGAAACGCCAGUCGCUUCUCUCACAUCGUGUGCCUGGAUGUUGACCAGGCUGGACAGGUGGCCUCGGCCUCCAUUCAGACCAUGCUGCUAGAGAAGCUAAGAGUGACCAGGCGGCCAGAGGGAGAGUCCACUUUCAAUGUCUUCUACUAUAUGAUGGCUGGAGCUGACAGCGCUCUCAAGACUAAGCUGCACUUCAACCACUUUGCCGAAAACAGUGCUUUCGGAAUCGUGCCUCAACCCAAGUCUGAAGACAAGCAGCGGGCCUCCCAGCAGUUCACCAAGCUGCAGGCAGCCAUGAAGGUCCUGGGCAUCAGUGGGGAGGAGCAGAGGGCCUUCUGGCUAGUCCUGGGGGCCAUCUACCACCUAGGAGCUGCAGGAGCCACCAAGGACGCAGACAAAGCCGGUAGGAAACAGUUUGCACGUCAUGAAUGGGCGCAGAAGGCUGCCUACCUGCUGGGCUGCACUCUAGAAGAGCUCUCCUCCUCCAUCUUCAAGCACCAGGCCAAGGGCACCCUGCCCAGAGCCAGCUCUAUACGUCAGGGGACAGACGAUGCAGCAGGAGACUUCUCAGGUUCCAAGGCCACAGCCAUGGAGUGUUUAGAAGCCAUGGCAUCUGGGCUGUAUUCAGAGCUCUUCACUCUCCUCGUCUCCCUCAUCAACCGUGCUCUGAAGUCCAGCCAGCACUCUCUGUGCUCCCUGCUCAUCGUGGACACCCCGGGCUUCCAGAACCCUCGCCUGGCAAAGCGGGAGCGCGGAGCCACCUUUGAAGAGCUCUGCCAUAACUACACCCAGGAGCGCCUGCAGACACUGUUCUAUCAGCGCACCUUUGUACAGGAGCUAGAGAGAUACAAAGAGGAAAACAUAGAGCUCGCGUUAGAUGACAUGGAGCCCAGCACAUCUCUGUCUGUAGCUGCAGUAGACCAAGCGCCAAGUCAAGCCCUGGUGCGGACGCUGAGGACUGAUGAGGCUCGGGGCCUGUUGUGGCUGAUGGAAGAGGAGGCUCUGCAGCCUGGGGGUUCAGAGGAUACUCUACUGGGACGCCUCUUCAUUUACUAUGGCCCUGCUGAGGGAGAGAGCAAAGGUCACACCUUGUUGCUGAAGAGUGGGAAGCCGCAUCACUUUCUGUUGGGUCACAGUCAUGGUACAGACUGGGUGGAGUAUGACGCCCGUGGUUGGCUGAGCCAUGCCAAACAGAACCCUGCCUCUACCAACGCAGGGAGUCUCCUGCAGGACUCCCAGAAGAAGAACAUUAGUGGUCUGUUUAUGAGCCGAGGAGGCGGGGCCACCUCCCUGUCAGGCUCCAUCGCGGGCCUGGAGGGUGUUUCCCAGCUGGCCUUGCGGCGCGCCACCAGCAUGAGGAAGACUUUCACCACUGGAGUGGCGGCCGUCAAGAAGAAGUCCCUCUGCAUCCAGAUCAAACUACAAGUGGACGCUCUGCUGGACACUGUGCGGAGGUCCAGGGUUCACUUUAUCCACUGCUUGCUGCCCAAUGCUGAUGCCCUGCGGGCAGGCAGAGGGGAGUUGGAGGCCCAGGGGGACAGUGGAGACUCUGGCCUGAUGCAGCUGGAUGUGGUCCUGCUCCGUUCUCAGCUCCGUGGCUCCAAGCUGCUGGACGCUCUCAGAAUCUACAGACAAGGAUACCCUGAUCACAUGGUCUUCUCUGAAUUCUGCCGCCGCUUUGACGUGCUGGCACCACACCUGAACAAGAAACUUGGCCGCAACUACAUAGUGAAGGAUGAGAAGAAGGCUGUGGAGGAGCUGCUAGAGUCCCUGGACCUGGAGAAGAACGGCUAUCACAUGGGACUGAGCAGGACUACAAGGGAUGGAUUAUCACCUUUCCAGUUAAUGUCAUCUAUUUGUACAUUGUUCUUCAGAGCAGGGACCUUGGCAAAACUGGAGGAGCAGAGGGAUGAGCAGACCAGACACAACAUCACCCUGUUCCAAGCAGCCUGCAGUGGAUACCUGGCCAGACAGGCCUUCAAGAAGAGGGAGACCCAUGACCUGGCCAUCCGCUGCAUCCAGAAGAACAUCAAGAAGAAUAAAGGAGUGAAGGGCUGGCCCUGGUGGAAGCUGUUUACCACUGUACGGCCCCUCAUUGAGGUGCAGCUCACAGAGGAACAGAUCAGAGGAAAAUGCGAGGAGAUCCAGCAUCUGAAGGGAAAGCUGGAGAAGACGGAGAAAGAGAGAAAUGAAGUGAGAUUGAACAGUGAUCAACUGGAGAGCAGGAUCUCAGAGUUGUCAGCAGAGCUUGCAGACGAGAGGAACGCCGGAGAGUCGGCUUCCCAGCUGCUGGAGACCGAGACGUCUGAGAGACUGAACCUGGAGAAAGACAUGAAGGACCUGCAGGCUACGUUUGACUUAAUGAAGAAGCAGAUGGAGUGUAUGGAGAUGGAGGUGAUGGAGGCUCGUCUCAGCAGAACAGCAGAGCUCAAUGAGGACGUAGACGAUGAUGACGAUUCAGGAGGAGAGUGGCGUCUGAAGUACGAACGAGGCAUCCGGGAGACUGAGUUCACCAAGAAGAGACUUCAGCAGGAGUUUGACGACAUGCUAGAGACUGAGCAGCAGAGUAAAAGACCUCUGGAGAGGAAGCUGACUGACCUGCAGGCGGACAACGAUGAAGUGCAGCGCUCUGUGCAGCAGCUGAAGAAGAAGUGUAGCAGACUGACGGCUGAGCUGCAGGACACCAAGCUGCACCUGGAGGGCCAGCAGAGCCGCAACCACGACCUGGAGAAGAAACAGAGGAAGUUUGACUUUGAGCAGAGCCAGGCCCAGGACGAAGUGCUGAGAGAGAGGACACAGAGAGAGAAGCUGGGCCGGGAGAGAGACAUGAUGACAGGGGAGCUGUUCAGUCUGUGCCAGCAGCUGCAGGACAAGGACAUGGAGCUGUGUGCCAUCCAGCUGAAGGUGGAGCAUCUGGAGGCAGAGCUAAAGGACCUGUCGUCCCAGGAGUCCAAGGAUGAGUCGUCGCUGUCCAAGACCAAGAAGACGUUCCGUGACCUGGAAGCCAAGGUCAAAGACCAGGAGGAGGAGCUGGAUGAGCAGGCCGGGACCAUCCAGAUGCUGGAGCAGGCCAAGCUACGUCUGGAGAUGGGGAUGGUGAGUCUGCGGCAGACUCACUCUAAAGACAUCGAUGGCAAGGAUGAGGAGGUGGAGGAGAUCAGGCAGUCCUGCAGUAAGAAGCUGAAGCAGAUGGAGGUCCAGCUGGAGGAGGAGUAUGAUGACAAGCAGAAAGUCCUGCGUGAGAGGAGAGAGCUGGAGGCCAAGCUGCUGUCUGCCCAGGACCAGGUGGGCUGCAGGGACGUGGAGACCGAGAAGAGGCUGAGGAAGGACCUGAAACGCACCAAGGUGCUGCUGGCUGACGCCCAGAUCAUGCUGGACCACCUGAAGAACAACGCCCUCAGUAAGAGAGAGACCGCCCAGCUCAAAAACCAGCUGGAGGAGUCAGAGUUCACGUGUGCGGUGGCGGUGAAGUCUCGCAAGGGCAUGGAGAUGGAGAUCGAGGACCUGCACAUCCAGAUGGAGGAAGUGGUCAAAGUCAAGAUGUCGCUUGAGGAGCAGGUGUCACGUCUGCAGAGGGAGAAGAAUGACCUGCAGUCUCGUAUGGAGGAGGACCAGGAGGACAUGAAUGAGCUGAUGAAGAAACACAAGGCUGCCGUCUCCCAGUCUGCCAGAGACCUGGCCCAGAUCAGUGACAUCCAGGUCCAGCUAGAGGAAGCCAUGAAGGAGAAGCAGGAGAUCCAGGACAAGUUGCAGUCCCUGCAGAGCCAGCUGGAGUUCCAGGAGCAGUCCAUGGUGGAGAAGUCUCUGGUCAGCAGGCAGGAGGCCAAGAUCCGCGAGCUGGAGACCAAGUUGGAGUACGAGAGGACCCAGCUCAAACGCCUGGAGAGCCUGACAGGCCGUCUUAAGGAGAACCUGGAGAAGAUGACAGAGGAGAGAGACCACCGCGGGAAUGGAGAGAACAGGGAGAAGGAGCAGAACAAACGUGUGCAGAGACAGAUGAGGGACAUCAAAGAGGAGAUGGCUGAGCUGUCCAAGAAGGAGGCUGAGGCCAGCCGCAAGAAGCACGAGCUGGACAUGGACAUAGAGAGUCUGGAGGCAGCCAAUCAGAGCCUGCAGUUGGACCUCAAGCUGGCAUUCAAGAGGAUCGGAGACCUGCAGGCCGCGAUUGAAGACGAGAUGGUCGACAGUGACGGAGAAGAUGACCUCAUAAACAAUGGUGACGACUUGGACACGGACUCAGAGGUGGACAGUGUGGACGAUGUUAAGUCCUGGCUGUCCAAGAAUAAGGGAUCCACCAAGACCCUGUCAGCUGAGGGCAGUCUAAAGAGCUCCAGCCCUCCUCUGUACCGGAGACACCUCAGUGUAGAGAAGGAGAGGGGUUCCAGCAGACACUCCGGGAAGGAAAGUGACGAUGAUGCAAUGCUGGCCACAGCGUAACAGAGACUAAUGCUACAUCUCGCUCUUUAACCACCAACCUACACGUACAUACCAGAGACGGAUGUACCAUCCUUUACAUGCUCAUAAUACCCCUCCCCCAUACCAUCCUCAUAUGAACAUCAGUGAGCAAUGCUAGCUAGCACCGGAGGCAAGGGCAGGGGAAAGUCAGAGUGCACAUACAGCUUCUAUUGAAAUAAAACAUGUUAUAGCCAUUUUCACUUGCUACUAAGAGCUUUGAAAAGAACAAUCUCUCACAACAUCUCUCACAACAUAUUUUCCACCUUAACUCUACAGCUUUGAAGUGAUAUAAAUAGAGUUUAUCACCACUGGCUUAUUUAAGAUAGCCUAUGAAAAGCAGAUGCAUUCUCAUACUUUUGUACAAUUUCAGCCAGUAUUUUUGAAAGUGGUGCUCAUGAGCCGAAAGUAUUCCCUGUUUUUUGGGUAGUACGUCAUAUGUUAUGAAUCCAAUUUGUGCAAUAUGUUAUGAAUUUGGAUCCCGGAGUGCAUCUUUAAGCUCCUGUUGUCAUCUCUGUUUGAGGGCUGGAGAGCUUGUGAUUUAUUCAAAUGACUGUAUCAGGCUGUCUCCCUACAACCUGACUUCUCACUGCAAGUCCAUAUGCCUGACACUCCAGCAUAUCCUCCUUACCACUUAGAAAUGCACUUGUCUCCUCGACAUGUGUUUGGACUGUCUGCUCUUGCGCUUCAAGGAAUAUUUAGCCAAUAUCAGUGUAUAGAAGAAAGAAAGACAAGUAUUUAACUUGCUUCAAUACUGUUUUGAUUUUUAAUGGUUCUUAGAGAAUGGGAGAGAGCUGCUGUGAAGGGAUAGGGCUUUAUGUCAUAUGCGUUGGGCCCAUUUGCAUACAGUAGUUCAUGCUGGAAUGGUUUUGGUCUGGCUCGUUUGAAGCUCCUCCAUGAGUUUGUUUCUUCCUGUCAUUCUGUUGGUUUUCAAAGGGAUUGCAUUUACUAUCUGCUAUGACGGGGGCUUUCUAGGGAUCUUGUUCUCUUUCUUUAGCUAUCAAGAUAUACAUGCACAGGAUAUCAGGGGGGAAAAAGGGGUUUUAUGAGGCAAAUUGUCAUAGUGCUAUAAGUCCCCUGUCCCUCAUGGGGGGGGGGGGGGAGCAGCAUGUUUGCAACAGAAGGUCUGAUAUAAUCCCUGGAUGAAUUGUCUCAUGUAGGAUAUAGAUGUGUCCUUCCACUAAUUGGGUGCCUUUUGAGUAGUGUAACACCACAUUUUAAAAUUCUGUCAUAAAGAGCACAUGCGCCUUCAUAAAAAACAUGUUUUCCUGUCUCAAGACGGGAAACAGGGAGGCGCAAUUGAAAGUAAGCUUCACAAAAAAGUAGCAUUGUUAAAUGUCUAGUCUGUCUACCUUACGGUAACGGAGUUGACAUGUUAUGUUCAACCCGUUCACUUUUCCACCACAAAACACCAGUACAUGGCUGGAAAUAGAACCAGCUCACCUGCUUUUCCACUAGGAUUUAAACUAUUAGAUGUUCAAUGUUUCUUUUAGAAGAAAAUAUACAAAAAUGAAUAUUUUCACCACAUUAAAAUUUGAGUUCAGUUCACAUAGCAGGGUUGACCAUAAAGGAGACCCAUUUUUAUUUUUUUAAAACAAAUCCAGACACCUUUUUGUGAUUUCACAUGUUUUUGAGAAACUUACUCCAAACAGCAAAUCACUCUCAUCCUCGUUGUGUAGUAUGUGGGCCAACAAAACACAUAAACAAAGGCUCCAAAAACACCGAAAUAUGUCAUUUUCGAAACAUCAAAGCUCUCAGUAUAGUGAUACAGGUAUUUAGAUGUUGUACACAUGUAAUUGUGUCAUUCCGAACUUUUUCAGCAAUGUUCUAUUCCAAUUUGUUGCGACUCGAUCGAUACCGCUUUGUAAAUGGGUGAUACAAAGUGUGUAGUCUAUUGAAAGCAUGGGUUGCUUCUCCACAGGAAGUCCCAGCCCCUCGUAGAAGAGCUUUUCAGGCAGCUUGUGGUGGCCCAACACCCUAUUAAGACACAAUGUUGGUGUUUUUCUUUAUUUUGAAAUAAAGAGAUUUGGUUGUAUAAAAAAAACCAACCUCUCCUUUAAAAUGAGGGACAGAUGUAAACAAAUCACUAAUCACAUGAAAUAAAUAAUGUUCUUCAGAAAUGGCUUUUUGUCAAAGCAACAAAAUAACUAGGGCUUAACCACAAUGGUGAACACGGAGAAAUGUUGGGAUUAAGAGGGUUAAAGGGACAUGUCGAAAUGAUGAAAACAAAUUUUUCAUAUAAACAUCUGAUUUAUUGAAUUCUCCAUGUGAUCUAUAUUAAAGGGCACUUAAAUGAAUACAAGUCUUUUUAAAAUGUAAUAUUGGUGCACAGUUUCUACUUAAAAUAUUAAAGGGAUGCAAAAGGCUCUAAUUUCAUGGAACGAAUUUGGCCUUACUGAGUGACAAUGAUAUCCUUUAGUUUAACCUUGUGCAUUUUCAGUCGUAAAUAUGGAAAUUAUGUAUCUCUAUGUCCACAAGUGUGUUUUCAUGUGUCCAUAUCUCCAUUGCUCCUGUCUGUUCAUGUGCAUUGGAAGGAAAUGUUUAAAGUGUGUGGGACAGACUAUUUUGCAUAUCUUCUCAGUGGGAGCUUAACUCUGCAUAUCUUUCCCCAUUUCCUGUUUUUUCUAUGCAUUAGAUACAAAUAUUAAUACGGAACAUAGGAUAAUUUGAUGUCAAUGCUUCUGAGUAGUGAUUUGUUAAAUAAAAUGUAUGUUUGCAUCUUGAGGCAUUUUUGGUUUUACACACAUAAUAUAUACCAUGUUUGAAAUGAUUCUAUGAUUCAUAGCUUUUCAAACUGGUUUGUUUUCAUUAUUGAACAAUUUAUCACUUGUGAUAGGAAUUAUUUUUGCUUUAGUUUUAAUGUAAAUAAAUGCAGGUGUUUGUUUACAGUAA
Molecule: messenger RNA, 9280 nt
Organism: Oncorhynchus kisutch (coho salmon)
Lineage: Eukaryota; Metazoa; Chordata; Actinopteri; Salmoniformes; Salmonidae
Product: unconventional myosin-XVIIIa-like
Exons: 41
Coding region: 293-6373 (2026 amino acids)
Biological process (GO): actomyosin structure organization
Cellular component (GO): myosin II complex; myosin filament; cytoplasm
Molecular function (GO): ATP binding; actin filament binding; cytoskeletal motor activity
Source: RefSeq, a predicted model, not a curated record